AUGGUGCUACCACGUAAUACAUUUAAACAUCUUUGUUUUCAGCGUGCCACAAUGUACGUUGCUAUAUCAGCGAUUAUACUUUGUAUUUUUAAUGGAAUAUGCAUGUGCCUAGGGGUGUAUACCGUCAACUUUGCGCUCGAUGUUAUCAUACUUAUUCUUAAUGCCGUUUCGUCUCUUAUGAUUUUCUAUGCUUUAUAUUGUGAAAAGGCUAUUUUUUUACUUCCAUUCAUCAUUAUACAGGUCUUUCAAUGUGCGGGAUUCUUCAUGUUGGCUAUAUAUACUUUAGUUUUUACGCUUACUUACAAAAGGCAAACAUUUAAUAGAAAAUUUGAUCAAAUACUUAUGGUAAUCAGCAUAUUCAUAGGAAUAAUACUUGCUGGUUGGGCUGUAUGGGUUACAACUAAAUGCUAUCACUAUUUAAGGAGAGAAAAAAUUACGACUGUAUAUAACGAACGGAAACCUAGCUUUUGGUGCUAA
Messenger RNA from Dracunculus medinensis (Guinea worm), 477 nucleotides. NCBI's taxonomy places the organism in Eukaryota, Metazoa, Nematoda, Chromadorea, Rhabditida, Dracunculidae. The record is from the annotation of a GenBank genome assembly.